UAAACCCAGUUUUACCCAAUCUCAACCGGCAUUUAAACCGAAUUUCGUAUCGCCAACUCAAGCAUUUAAGUUUGGCAUACCUUUCAAUAAUAAUAAUCCAUUCAAACAAAACUUCACACCUUUCAAUAGGUUUAAUCCAAAUGGACAAAACUUCAGAUAUAAUAUGCCACAGAAUCCUAAUAAUAUGUCCAAUCAACCUAAGUUCACUUUCUCAAACCAGAAUCCACAAAAUUUCAGAUUCCAGCCUAAUCAAAAUCCUAGACCUAUUUAUAGAAUGCCUAGCAAUAAUAACAAUCACUACAGACCUAAUCCAUAUUCGGUUCCAAUGAAUCGAUUCAAUCAAUUCCCACAACAAAAUAACCAAUUUAAAUUCGGAUUAAGCAACCCACCUUUGGCGCAGCGUCCCUCAUACAAGUUGGACACUGAUGUUUCAAUGCGUUCAGCAGCUCCAAUCCAUCAUAACUUAAUAAAUAACCCUGAAACCCCGGAAACACUCUUUUACGAGCCCGAGCCAGAGAGUCCCGAGGACCAGUACUAUUAUUACUACGACGGUCAGUACGAGGACGUACCUCAGUAUGAAUCAGAACAAAUAGUAGAACCGGAAACUCAUAAUGACGAAAAUUUUCAAGUAGAAGCCUCACCGGAUAUAAAUCGGAAGUGAUAAAUCUAAAUUAUUAUGACGGAAUGUUAAGAUUGCCACACGUGUUAAUACCUGAAAUUAAAGCAAAGUUUAUGAUAGAUACGGGAAGUACACGAUCGUUCAUAAGCCCGAAAAAGGCUAACGAGUAUUUCAACGCCUAUAAAUACGAAGAGCCAUUUGAAGUCAUUAGCACGCACGCGCGUAGUAGCCAUAAUGAAGUAAUCCAUAUUCCAUUAUUAAAAUCAUUUGCAACCACAGGAAGUCAUAAAUUUUACGUGUAUAACGUAGACAAUCGUUUCGAUGGCUUGAUAGGUAGCGACUUGUUAAAACAGUUGGGCGCUACCAUAGACAUGGAUAAACAAAUAUUAAAAACUCAUAACGCACAGUUGCGAAUAAUAUAUAGCCCACCAUAUGAAGUAAGUAUAGCACCGCGAUCCGAGUCACGUGUUAAAAUCCCCACCACUGUGUCAGAGGGUGACGCAAUAAUUAAUUAUACUAACUUCGGACAAGGCGUCCGUAUGCCCAGUGCUCUCGUGAGCUGUCAACGAGGUUACGCGUAUACCGUGAUCCAAAAUAGUUCGGAUAACUAUAUAACAAUAACUAUAUCUAAACCAUUCGCAGUAGAACCGUACAGUGUCAGUGAAAUACCAGUUAAUAAUAUCAGUGACGUACCGCAAGGUUAUGAGAUCGACGAAGUGUUACAGCAGAAUCUGGAAAAACUCAGGUGCCUCAUCCUGAUGAUGAUCCUGACAAUCCGCGCCCGGGCCCUUCAACUCGACAAAAUUGAAAAGAAUCCGGGAUUGCUACCAGUGAAGGAAGGUCAAGCAUUGAUAAGUGAAGAAAACUGGACGGUGAUAAAAACCUUAAAUCUGACCAACAUCCAAAGGGAUUUAGAUCAUAACGUAGACAAAUAUAGGGAAUUUAAGGCUCACAUGAGUAACACGGUUAAAAUAGGAAAUGCAUUUGAAUAUAACAACAUUAAAAUGCAAACUGAUAAUAUAAUGCUCAUUACUGUAGAAAAGUUUAAGCAAGUAGUACCUGUAAGUCGUAAAAAGCGCGGCCUAAUAAAUCCAUUGGGAUCAUUCAUUAAAGCUAUCACAGGUAAUCUCGAUAACGAUGACGCUGAGAGAUACGAUACCAUGAUUAAAGAAUUAAAAACAAAUCAAGACGCUAUUGCAAAUAAAGUAACGAUCUUAUCCGAAAUGGCGGGUAUUAUAGCCAAUAAUACCAAUGCUACUCGACACAAUUUCGCCCAAAUCAAUAAAGAGCUAUUAAUAAUUAGAAGACAGAUAAAUCAAAGUAACGUAGAAAAAUUAGAAAACAAGAUCAUUCAAGUAUUUCAUUUAUUUAUUCAUAACUUUCAAACGAUCUUUACGCAUUUGGACGAUAUUGAAACCGCUAUAGCUUUUAGUAGACUUAAGGUGUUACAUCAAUCAAUAAUCGAUAAUAAAGAAUUGUUAAAUGUAUUAAAACAAAUUGAAAUAACUAAUAAGUUAGUAUUCCCAGCAAAAUUAGCGAAUUUAAUUAAAAUUGAACAAACCAUAGAGUUAAAAGCAUAUUUUAAAGAAAGACAGAUAACGUUUAUUAUGAGCAUUCCCUUGGUUACACCAUACAUAUAUAAUUACUAUAGAGUAAUUCCUUUACCCAUCCUUAAUAAAAAUAAUAUCACCACCAUCCUUGCACCUAAAUCUCCUUUUAUCCUGGUACAAGAGGCGAAAACUUGGUCACUCCCCUCACCAUGCCAGGAGAUCGAUGAAAACCUUCAUUUAUGCAGAAAUGUGGAUACUACUACACAAGAACAGGACUUAUGCACUUCAAGCUUAAUGAAAUCGGAAACUAACACUUCCAUGUGCAAACCUAUAGCCGUGGAAAUCAAUAACUUGUACAUCAGAUCCUUUUAUGAAAACUGGUGGAUUGUGUAUUCCAGAAAUCCGGUAACCCUGAAGGAAACCUGUAAGGGGGAAAUCACGAGAAAACAACUUCGUGGCACUUACCUGGUUGGAAUGGACGGAGUAUGCGAUCUCCAAAUACAAAAGGUAACUCUCAGACGACGCCACUCUGGAGCAAGAGGCUUCAAAUACCAUAAAACAGCAAAGAUAAACUUACCUGAAGUAGCACAAGGCCCUGUUAACGCAGAUGAAGUAAAACCUGUAAACCUGGACGACAUCAACUUGGACAACUUGCAGCUUUUGGCGUACGCGCUGAAAUCUCCCGAAAAACAAGUGUUAAGUGAUGCAGUGAUAAAUAUAAAAAGUGUUAGUGUUGGCACGGUAAUUUUAUAUGUUAUAAUUGUGUUAGUUAUAAGUAUAGUUAUAUUUUAUAAAAUAAAGAAAAUGUACCCAAAUUUAUGUAAUCGAAACCCUCCGAUUCCAAUUAAGCAAUCGGAUGAUUUCGAACUUAAGGAGGGAGGAGUUAUGUCCUCCAACAUGCCAUCACGCAUUAUCCAAGUACCUAAAUAGGCAUAUAAGAUAACGAAAUAAGCAUAUUAAGCAUAUUGUAUUACAAUGUAACAAUCUAAACUGCCGAGUCGGGAACAAAGACACAUUAUAAUCGAAAUCAACAUCCGGCAGUUCCCGGUAGACGCCUCACGCCACCGGACCGAUAAUCAGCUCUAUAUAAAGAGCCCGUGAUGAUGGUAUGUGACAUUAUAUUUUAGGCUUCCAACUUCGAAGCACCUUAGGCUAGUUAGGUUAGAACCGUUCAAUCGCUGAACACUUAGUUGUAAUUUCUGUACUUUAUAAUUUCAUUAAAAAUCAUUGAAAGUUUAAA
This is a messenger RNA of Ostrinia nubilalis (European corn borer), 3409 nucleotides long. RefSeq lists its product as uncharacterized. The transcript is spliced from 2 exons. Bases 685 to 3099 code for a protein of 804 amino acids. The record is from RefSeq and is a predicted model, not a curated record. Lineage: Eukaryota; Metazoa; Arthropoda; Insecta; Lepidoptera; Crambidae.